Messenger RNA from Talaromyces proteolyticus, 2317 nucleotides. RefSeq lists its product as uncharacterized. Lineage: Eukaryota; Fungi; Ascomycota; Eurotiomycetes; Eurotiales; Trichocomaceae. The transcript has 2 exons. Bases 149 to 2143 code for a protein of 664 amino acids. Gene Ontology annotation, cellular component: cytoplasm. Gene Ontology annotation, biological process: regulation of GTPase activity; signal transduction. The record is from RefSeq and is a predicted model, not a curated record.
GAUCCGACUCUUCGUUAUUAAGCGCCGCAAGUUAACGUCGGCGACCGCCAUUGUUAACCCUUUGAUUGCCUACAAUUGUCCGUCUGGUAACAAUCGUAUUGGCGUUGCGGAUUAUUCUGGAAUACAACUGCCGUUUUGAUCUUCCAAAAUGCCGUCCAAACAGAACCCCGUGCCAAAUUUGGAUCUCUCUGCGACCAAGAUGAACAAGGAUCUGCGGAAUCCUGGGUCUCAGAGUGCCGAUGCCUUAAAGCCCGAUUCAUCGCUCAGUCCUCUCACUCCCCGCUCCCCGAAAUCGUCUCCUUCGUCACCUCUCUCAAUAGCCAAGGGCUCGACGAUUCGCCCUGUUUCCAGACGCUCCCAAACAGAGGCUUCCAUGACCGCCCCUCUGUCGCCUGGCCAGACCCCAGAGCCCCCUACUCCGGGAUUGACUGCUAUGCCCCAGUAUCCGUCAUCACCUAGGGAUACUAGGCACAGUCGAGACCCAUCUCGAUCCUUCUUUUCCAACCUAAAGGCCUCACGGUCCUCCCACAAAAUCAGCAAUUCUGACAGCUCAGGGCUGUCGGCCGACCAGCCGUCGAAAAGUCGCGCGAGUUCUCGUGAUCGAUCGCGUCCGAUGGCGCGAAAGAACGGAUCGACGCCAGAUCUGCUGGAGUCCGCUAGUCGAACAGGAAAAGAGGAUACCUCCGAUGAUCAGGGCGGGCCCCUGGGAGAAGACGCAAAAAUUGGAGCUGAGUCUAUGCAGGGUCCAACCUUGAAGAAGAGCAAGCCGAGAUUUGCGAACUUAUUGUCUCGCACGCGGUCGGUCCGAGUAGAUGAUAAUUCUGCUCCCAGAAGCGCGGGUCCUCGUCGGCCAUCCAAUGCAACUCUUCUGAGAGUCACUGAAAGUAAAGAAGAGAUCCCCCAGUCUCUCAAAUCAGCUCCUUUGCGUCAGGAUAGAAGCUUCACAGACAUAGCCGACUCAACAUCUCGAAGUCGCGCGGUCGAUCGUCCAACGGAAAAUCGCCCACAAACCAGCCGCCGCGACCGGAACCAGGCGUCCAUGGUCACCUCCGCGUCGUUCAGUCAAGUCUCCGGUGCAUCCGCCGCUCUCUUCAACAACAUUAAACAUAGCUCAAGUGGAGCCGCCGACAGACUGGGCAAAGCGAGCAAAGGUUUCCUCGGGAAGAUUACCAGGAGCGGAAGCACCAAUGAGCGGGAUGUCGGCUUGGACGACAAUUAUGUUUGCUCUGUCAUUAACCUUCCCCUGAUCGAGCAAACCCGGAAAACACGAAUCUCGAAACGAUUGGAAGACUGCAGGGACAAGACAGAAUUUUGGAUGCCUGCUCUUCCCUAUCGCUGCAUCGACUACCUAAACUACAAGGGAUGUGAAGAAGAGGGUCUUUAUCGGGUGCCCGGCAGUGGCAGAGAAGUCAAGUACUGGCAACGCAGAUUUGAUUCGGAGGGGGACAUUAACUUGUUCGACGAGCCGGAGUUGUAUGAUAUCAACACUAUCGGCUCCAUGUUCAAAGCCUGGCUGCGAGAACUACCUGACGAAAUAUUCCCGAAGAAGACGCAACAGAUGAUCGCAGACAAAUGCGAAGGUGCCACCACUGCUCCGCAGCUAUUGAAGGACGAGCUGUCAAAGCUUCCUCCUUACAAUUAUUACCUACUAUUCGCGAUCACUUGCCAUUUGAAUCUUCUACACUCAUAUGUGGACCAGAAUAAAAUGGACUACCGGAAUUUAUGCAUCUGCUUUCAGCCGUCCAUGAAAAUUGAUGGGUUCUGCUUCCAAUUCCUUGUUUGUGACUGGAAGAACUGCUGGCAGGGAUGCUGGACAGAGAAGGAAUGGGCCAAAAUCGAAAAGGAGGAGCUCGAAAAGGCACAGCAAAACAGUGCUCAGGAAGCAAAACAGGACCAUACCCGCAACGGCACCAAAUUCAGUCAACGUGAAGCCCAAUUCACUACUUCCGACGAGCGUGCGAUUUCGUCUUCUGGAAGCAGUCAGGCUGGUCAAUCGGAUGAAACCCCAGCUUCUUCUUCUCAUCAAAAAACCCCUCCUCGCAAACACCGUCCCGCAAACCUCGAGAGCACUCCUUCUCGACACGAGCGCAGCAUCUCGCAGUUACCCGAGUUGGGACCUCCCUUGUCACCGAUCAAGAUCUAAACAGUUUGUCCCGCAUAUAUAUGCCUAAGCCAGCGACGAUUUUGAUAUCUAUUUUUUGCCAUACUUCGUGUGCAUAGCUUUUUUUACACUUUUUUUAUCUUUGUGUUUGUUUCUAUGCUAGUCUUGGAGCGUCCUCCAUUCAUGCAUUAGAAAUCUUGAUUCAGUCCUUCCCAC